ACAGCGAGAGGGGCCAUGGCAGCGGCCCCGGCCCCGGCCCCCGGCGGCCCCGCGCUCCUGCAGCCCCGCUGGAAGCGGGUGGUGGGCUGGUCGGGCCCCGUGCCCCGGCCCCGCCACGGGCACCGCGCCGUGGCCAUCAAGGAGCUGAUCGUCGUCUUCGGGGGCGGGAACGAGGGCAUCGUCGACGAGCUGCACGUCUACAACACAGCCACCAACCAGUGGUUCAUCCCGGCCGUGCGGGGCGACAUCCCUCCCGGCUGCGCCGCCUACGGCUUCGUGUGCGACGGCACCCGGCUGCUGGUCUUCGGGGGCAUGGUGGAGUACGGCAAGUACAGCAGCGACCUCUACGAGCUGCAGGCCAGCCGCUGGGAGUGGAAGAGACUCAAGGCCAAGACCCCCAAGAACGGGCCGCCCCCCUGCCCCCGCCUGGGCCACAGCUUCUCGCUUGUGGGCAACAAGUGCUACCUGUUUGGGGGGCUGGCAAACGACAGCGAGGACCCCAAGAACAACAUUCCCAGGUACCUGAAUGACCUGUACAUCCUGGAGCUGCGCCCAGGCUCCGGCGUGGUGGCCUGGGACAUCCCCAUCACGUACGGGGUGCUGCCCCCGCCCCGCGAGUCCCACACCGCCGUGGUGUACACCGAGCGGGACAACAAGAAAUCCAAACUCGUCAUCUACGGGGGAAUGAGCGGCUGCCGCCUCGGCGACCUCUGGACGCUGGACAUCGAGACCCUGACGUGGAACAAGCCCAGCCUGAGCGGCGUGGCGCCCCUCCCCCGCAGCCUGCACUCCGCCACCACCAUUGGCAACAAGAUGUACGUCUUCGGGGGCUGGGUGCCCCUCGUCAUGGACGACGUCAAAGUGGCCACGCACGAGAAAGAGUGGAAGUGCACCAACACGCUGGCCUGCCUCAACCUGGACUCCAUGGCCUGGGAGCCGAUCCUCAUGGACACGCUGGAGGACAACAUCCCGCGGGCGCGGGCGGGGCACUGCGCCGUCUCCAUCAACACCCGCCUCUACAUCUGGAGCGGGCGCGACGGCUACCGCAAGGCCUGGAACAACCAGGUGUGCUGCAAGGACCUCUGGUACCUGGAGACGGAGAAGCCCCCGGCCCCCUCCCGGGUGCAGCUGGUUCGGGCCAACACCAACUCGCUGGAGGUGAGCUGGGGCUCGGUGCCCACGGCCGACACCUACCUGCUGCAGCUGCAGAAGUACGACAUCCCGGCGGCCGCCUCGCCCGCCCCCGCCCCGGUGCCCUCCGUGCCCGCCAACCCGCCCAAGAGCCCCGCCCCGGCCGCCGCCGCGCCCGCCGCGCCCGCCAGCCAGCCGCUGGCACAGAUGGGCAUCACUCUGCUGCCCCAGGCCGCCGCCCCCACGCCCACCACCACCAUCCAGCUGCUGCCCUCCGUGCCUGGCACGCCCCUGCCCGUGGCCAGCCCCGCACGCACGCAGGGUGUCCCGGCCGUGCUGAAGGUGACUGGGCCCCAGGCGCCCCCAGGGCCCCCCCUGGUGACGGUGCGCUCGGCCGGGCAGGCGGGCAAGGCCCCGGUGACGGUGACCUCGCUGCCGGCCGGCGUGCGCAUGGUGGUGCCCACGCAGGGCACGCAGGGCACGGUGAUCGGCAGCAGCCCCCAGAUGAGCGGCAUGGCCGCCCUGGCAGCCGCCGCCGCCGCCACACAGAAGAUCCCCCCCUCCUCCGCGCCCACCGUGCUGAGCGUGCCGGCUGGCGCCACCAUCGUCAAGACCGUGGCCGUCUCCCCGGGCACAGCCACCCUGCCCAGCACCGUCAAAGUGGCCUCCUCCCCCGUCAUGGUGAGUAACCCAGCCACACGCAUGCUGAAGACGGCGGCAGCCCAGGUGGGCACCUCAGUGUCAUCCACGACCAACGCGGCCACGCGGCCCAUCAUCACUGUGCACAAGUCGGGCACGGUCACCGUGGCGCAGCAGGCCCAGGUCAUGACCACCGUGGUGGGUGGCGUCACCAAGACCAUUACCCUGGUGAAGAGCCCCAUCUCCGUGCCAGGGGGCAGCGCACUGAUCUCUAACCUCGGCAAAGUGAUGUCGGUCGUGCAGACCAAGCCGGUGCAGAGCUCGGCCGUGACUGGCCAGGCCUCCAGCGGCCCCGUCACCCAGAUCAUCCAGACCAAGGGCCCCCUGCCGGCAGGCACCAUCCUGAAGCUGGUGACGUCAGCGGACGGGAAGCCCACCACCAUCAUCACCACCACGCAGGCGGGCGGCGCCGGCCCCAAGCCCACCAUCCUGGGCAUCAGCAGCGUCUCGCCCAGCACCACCAAGCCGGGCACCACCACCAUCAUCAAAACCAUCCCCAUGUCGGCCAUCAUCACCCAGGCCGGGGCCACGGGUGUGACCAGCAGCCCUGGGAUCAAGUCCCCCAUCACCAUCAUCACCACCAAGGUCAUGACCUCAGGCACGGGCGCCCCCGCCAAGAUCAUCACGGCGGUGCCCAAGCUGGGCACGGCCCACGGGCAGCAGGGCCUCACGCAGGUGGUCCUGAAGGGGGCGCCCGGCCAGCCCGGCACCAUCCUGCGCACCGUGCCCAUGGGCGGCGUGCGGCUGGUCACGCCCGUCACCGUCUCCGCCGUCAAGCCCACCGUCACCACGCUGGUGGUGAAAGGCACCACGGGUGUCACCACCUUGGGCACCGUGACGGGCACCGUCUCCACCAGCCUGGCUGGCGCAGGGGGCCACAGCACCAGCGCCUCCCUGGCCACGCCCAUCACCACGCUGGGCACCAUCGCCACCCUGUCCAGCCAGGUGAUCAACCCGGCCGCCAUCACCGUCUCUGCCGCCCAGACCACCAUGACGGCCGCCAGCGGGCUGGGCACGCCCACCAUCACCAUGCAGCCCGUCUCCCAGCCCACGCAGGUGACGCUGAUCACGACGCCCAGCGGAGUGGAUGCCCAGCCGGUGCACGACCUGCCGGUCUCCAUCCUGGCCUCGCCCACCACGGAGCAGCCCACGGCCACGGUGACCAUCGCCGACGUGGGGCAGGGCGACCCCCAGCCCGGCACCGUCACCCUGGUGUGCUCCAACCCGCCCUGCGAAACCCAUGAGACUGGCACCACCAACACUGCCACUGCCACUGUCGUGGCCAAUGUGGGCGGCCUGACCCAGCCCGUGCACUUUGUGUGCGAGGGCCAGGAGGCUGGGCAGCCCAACGGCGGGUUAGUGCGCGUCUGCUCCAACCCCCCGUGCGAGACGCACGAGACGGGCACCACCCACACGGCCACCACGGCCACGGCCAGCAUGGGCGCCGGACGAGUGUGCAGCAACCCCCCGUGCGAGACGCACGAGACGGGCACCACCCACACGGCCACCACGGCCACAGCCAGCAUGGGCGCCGGACGAGUGUGCAGCAACCCCCCGUGCGAGACGCACGAGACGGGCACCACCCACACGGCCACCACGGCCACGGCCAGCAUGGGCGCCGGACGAGUGUGCAGCAACCCCCCGUGCGAGACGCACGAGACGGGCACCACCCACACGGCUACCACGGCCACGUCCAGCAUGGGCGCCGGACGAGUGUGCAGCAACCCCCCGUGCGAGACGCACGAGACGGGCACCACCAACACGGCUACCACGGCCACGUCCAGCAUGGGCGCCGGACGAGUGUGCAGCAACCCCCCGUGCGAGACGCACGAGACGGGCACCACCAACACGGCUACUACGGCCACGUCCAGCAUGGGCGCGGGACGAGUGUGCAGCAACCCCCUGUGUGAGACGCACGAGACGGGCACCACCAACACGGCUACCACGGCCACGUCCAGCAUGGGCGCUGGACGAGUGUGCAGCAACCCCCUGUGUGAGACGCACGAGACGGGCACCACCAACACGGCUACCACGGCCCGGUCGCUCAUGGGCCGGGGGCAGCCAGAUGGGGGCCUGGUAGCCCCACCCAACCCACCGUGCCAAACGCAGCACACCAGUGCCACCGGCACCACAAUGUCGGCAAAAGCCGGCGUGCCCACAGAGCAGCCGUGCAGCGCCAGGAUGGCAAAUCCCCCCCCGGCGAUGCCUGGCACCAACGCACAAUCCCCGGCGCCGGGUGGCCGGCCCUGUGAGGCUCACCAGACCCACACCACCAACACCGCCACCACGGCCCGGUCGCUCAUGGGCCGGGGGCAGCCGGACGGUGGGCCGGGGGCAGCUGAGAGCCCCCCAUGCCAAACCCAACAGACUUGUGCCACUCACACAACCAUGUCGGCCAAAGCAGACGUGCCCACGGAGCAGCCAUGCGGCGUGAGGAUGGUUGCACCGGACACGGAGGCUGGGCACCGAGCGCAUGUCACUGACUCUUGUGAGAUGGGCGCCACGGCCAGGUCGAGCAUGGGCGCCGGGCGAGCGUGCAGCAACCCCCCGUGCGAGAGGCACGAGACGGGCACCACCACCACAGCCACGUUGAACAUGGGCGCCGGGCGAGCGUGCCCAGAGCCCCCACCCGAGACGGGCACCACCACCACAGCCACGUUGAACAUGGGCGCCGGGCGUGCGUCCAGCAACCCCCCGUGCGAGAUGCACGAGACGGGCACCACCACCACAGCCACGUUGAACAUGGGCGCCGGGCGAGCGUGCCCAGAGCCCCCACCCGAGACGGGCACCACCACCACAGCCACGUUGAACAUGGGCGCCGGGCGUGCGUCCAGCAACCCCCCGUGCGAGAUGCACGAGACGGGCACCACCACCACAGCCACGUUGAUCAUGGGCGCCGCGCGAGCGUGCCCAGAGCCCCCGUGCGAGAUGCACGAGACGGGCACCACCACCACAGCCACGUUGAUCAUGGGCGCCGGGCGAGCGUGCCCAGAGCCCCCACGCGAGACGCACGAGACGGGCACCACCACCACAGCCACGUUGAACAUGGGAGCCGGGCGUGCGUGCACAGAGCCCCCAUGCGAGACGCACGAGACGGGCACCACCAACACGGCCACCACUGCCACGUCCAGCAUGGGCGCCGGGCGAGUGUGCAGCAACCCCCCGUGCGAGACGCACGAGACGGGCACCACCAACACGGCUACCACGGCCACGUCCAGCAUGGGCGCUGGGCGAGUGUGCAGCAACCCCCCGUGCGAGACGCACGAGACGGGCACCACCAACACGGCUACCACGGCCACGUCCAGCAUGGGCGCCGGGCGAGUGUGCAGCAACCCCCCGUGCGAGACGCACGAGACGGGCACCACCAACACGGCUACCACGGCCACGUCCAGCAUGGGCGCCGGGCGAGCGUGCAGCAACCCCCCGUGCGAGAGGCACGAGACGGGCACCACCACCACAGCCACCAUGGGCGCCGGGCGAGUGUGCAGCAACCCCCCGUGCGAGACGCACGAGACGGGCACCACCAACACGGCUACCACGGCCACGUCCAGCAUGGGCGCUGGGCGAGUGUGCAGCAACCCCCCGUGCGAGACGCACGAGACGGGCACCACCAACACGGCUACCACGGCCACGUCCAGCAUGGGCGCCGGGCGAGUGUGCAGCAACCCCCCGUGCGAGACGCACGAGACGGGCACCACCAACACGGCCACCACGGCUACAUGUAACGUGGGGACGGGCCAGGCUGAGGGGGCCCAGCACGCCCCUGCCAGCACGCCCUGCGAGACGCAGCCGACUGCGGCCACCAGCACCACCAUGACGGCCAGCAUGGGGGGAGCAGGGGCCGAGCCCCCCUCCUCUGUCCCCCUGGAGACCGGGGGGGCAGGGCCCAGCCAGCCCCCGUCGCCUCCCACAAACCCAGCCCCACGCGUCUGCUCCAACCCCCCCUGCGAGACCCACGAGACGGGCACAACCCACACGGCCACCACUGUGACCUCCAGCAUGGGCGCCAACCACGACCAGCCGCCGGGCGCCGCGGGGCAGGGGCAGGGGCAGCCCGAGGGGUCGCCGGGCGAGGCCCCCGCCAGCCCCAGCAGCGUCUCCACCGCGCAGCCCCGCGCCGUGACCACCGUGACCCAGGCCACGCCCACGCCCGGCCCUGCCGUGCCGAGCAUCUCGUCGCUGGCAGAGACCCCCCCAGAGGAGCCCCCGGCGCCCCCCGGCCCGGAGCCAGCGCAGCCAGAGCCCCCGGCCGAGCCCCCGGCACUGCCACCGCAGCCCCCCCCGCAGGGCCCCCCCGCCGGCCGCCCGGCGCCCGCCCCCGAGGGGGAGCCGCUGGCGCUGCCCCAGGAGCUGCUGGCCGAGGGGCAGCCGGGAGCCACCCUGCUGGUGACGGGGCUGACGCCCGAGGAGCUGGCGGUGACGGCGGCUGCCGAGGCCGCGGCCCAGGCCGCAGCCACCGAGGAGGCCCAGGCCCUGGCCAUCCAGGCCGUGCUGCAGGCGGCCCAGCAGGCCGUGCUGGGUGCAGGGGAGCCCAUGGAGCCGGGCGAGGCGGGCGCGGGGCCGGCGGAGCUGGGGGGCGAGGGGCAGCCCACCGCCAUCCCCAUCGUGCUGACGCCGCAGGAGCUGGCCGCCCUGGUGCAGCAGCAGCAGCAGCUGCAGGAGGCCCAGGCGGCGGCCGCAGCAGCGGCCGCGUCCCAGCAGCCCCACGGCGCCCCCCUGCCCACCGAGGCCCUGGCGCCCGCCGACAGCCUCAACGACCCGGCCGCCGAGAGCAACGGGCUGAGCGAGCUGGCCAGCGCCGUGAGCAGCACCGUCGCCCUGCUGCCCGCCGCGCCCGGCGACGGCCUGGCUCCAUCCAGCACCUUUGUGGCCCCGCAGCCCGUGGUGGGGCCCAGCCCAGCCAAGCUGCAGGCAGCCGCCACCCUGGCCGAGGUGGCCAACGGCAUUGAGCCCCCCCCCCUGAAGCCGGACCCCUCGGCGCAGCCCCCCAAGCUGCUGGUGAAGAAGGAGAAUCAGUGGUUCGACGUGGGGGUCAUCAAGGGCACCAACAUGAUGGUGACCCAUUACUUCCUGCCCCCCAGCGACGCGCCCCCCAGCGACGACGACUCGGGCACCGUCCCCGACUACACGCAGCUGAAGAAGCAGGAGCUGCAGCCGGGCACGGCCUACAAGUUCCGGGUGGCCGGGCUGAACGCCUGCGGCCGCGGCGCCUUCUCCGACAUCUCCGCCUUCAAGACCUGCCUGCCCGGCUUCCCGGGCGCGCCCUGCGCCAUCAAGAUCAGCAAGAGCCCCGACGGGGCCCACCUGACGUGGGAGCCGCCCUCGGUGACCUCGGGGAAGAUCGUGGAGUACUCGGUGUACCUGGCCAUCCAGAGCGCCCAGGCGGGCGAGCCCAAGGGCACGGCGCCCGCCCAGCUGGCCUUCAUGCGCGUCUACUGCGGGCCCAGCCCCUCGUGCCUGGUGCAGUCGGGCAGCCUGGCCAACGCCCACAUCGACUACACCACCAAGCCGGCCAUCAUCUUCCGCAUCGCCGCCCGCAACGAGAAGGGCUACGGGCCGGCCACGCAGGUCCGGUGGCUGCAAGAGUCCAGCAAGGACGGGUCCAUGGCCAAGCCGGCCGGCAAGCGGCCGCUCUCCUCCCCCGACAUGAAAUCUGCUCCAAAGAAGCCCAAGGCCGACGGGCAGUGAAGGAGGAGCCCCCCCCCCGGCACCGGCCCCCCGCCCCUGCUCGCCAAGGAAAGCACAUUUCAUUGGGGCCGGGGGGGUCACUGAACGGCGCCCCCCCGACCCUUGGCUGCGGGGGGGCCGGGGCCCCCCCGAGGCUGGUUUGCCGGGGGGGCCUUGGGGUGUUUUACAUGUUGCAGUUGCUGGAAUGAAGUUCUUGUGCCCCCUGCUGUGGCGUGGGGGGGCUGCAGGUUGGGGCCCCCCCCAGCUCUCGCCGCUGUACAGACCCCCCCCGUAGUGCCCGAGUUCUAGAGGAAAGGGGGGGCUGGAGCUGUUGUGAAUAGCAGCUCCCCCCACAGGUGUGACCCCCCCCUGAAUCGGUGCUGCCGUCUCCUCCCCCGUAGGGGGGGUGGCGGGGGGGCUCCCGUCUCCUGCCCCCCCUUGGAAAAAAAGUUUUUUUGUAUAAACCAUUUUUUUUAGGAAAAGAAGAAAAACAGAAAAAAACCCUGAGGGGGGAGGGGCUGGUGGCCCCCCGGGGAUUGGGCCCCCCCGGGGCGGGGGCGGGUUGAAAUGGGUCAGUGAUGGGGGGCCGUGCGUCUCCCCCCUUGUGCCCUCCCAGUAGACAUUCCAGGGGGGGCCCCGGUGGCUGAGGUGGGAUUGGCAGCCCCCCCGGCCCCCCGUCUUUUGUAUUAUAGUGUAUUUCGCUGUGCCCCCCCGUAGCCCCCCCACCCCACCCCCCGUGCUCGUCUGUCGGUUUGUGGAUUUUC
Mauremys mutica (yellowpond turtle) is the source of this 8261-nucleotide messenger RNA. RefSeq names its product host cell factor C1 (gene HCFC1). Gene Ontology annotation, molecular function: transcription coactivator activity; protein binding. The record is from RefSeq and is a predicted model, not a curated record. NCBI's taxonomy places the organism in Eukaryota, Metazoa, Chordata, Testudines, Geoemydidae. The transcript has 27 exons. Gene Ontology annotation, biological process: regulation of DNA-templated transcription; chromatin remodeling. Gene Ontology annotation, cellular component: histone methyltransferase complex. Bases 16 to 7518 code for a protein of 2500 amino acids.